This is a messenger RNA of Nematocida parisii ERTm1, 583 nucleotides long. RefSeq lists its product as uncharacterized. The transcript has a single exon. Lineage: Eukaryota; Fungi; Microsporidia. Gene Ontology annotation, cellular component: nucleolus; small-subunit processome. The record is from RefSeq and is a predicted model, not a curated record. The coding region runs from base 1 to 549 and encodes 182 amino acids.
AUGUGCGGAAAAAAGAGUGCAAGCCGUGUGAAGACCAUGCGAAAACGGGCCCAGCCAGACCAAGAGGCGAGUAAGGCCCCUGACAUAAGAGAGGACGAGAUAAACCCAGAUUUACGCAAAUAUUUCGAUAUUAACCACAACUUAAACCCACCGUACAACGUGAUACUGGACACUAAUUUCGUGAACAUGUCACUCAGGCGGAAGAUAGACAUAGCCCCUGCACUUAUCUCAUGCUUAUUCAGUCGGGCGAAUAUGUUUGUGACUGACUGUGUGGUAGCAGAAAUGGAGAAGUUAGGGAAGGUUCAUCUACUGGCCCUGAAGGUAAUCAAAGGGGAGAAGUAUCACAGGCUUAAAUGCGACCACUCUGGGACGUAUGCAGAUAAUUGUAUUGUAGACCGGGUCAAGCAGCACCCUUGUUAUAUUAUUGCUACGUGUGAUAAAGAGCUAAAGCAGAGACUACGCCGUAUUCCAGGGGUACCGAUACUUUCCGUGCAGGGGAAGCAGUAUUAUGUUGAAUCCUUACCAGCAACGGGUCUUUUUAAAUUCUAGCCCGACAUAACCCGAUAAUAAAAGUAUAAAAACA